AUGCUAAACCGAGGAUUGGACGCUGCACACCCCGUGGGGGGAAGGGAGGAAGAGCAAGCGAACAACGUGAACUCAGUAGAAAACCGUGAUGAGGAGAACGAAGACGAGAACAAUGAUGGGGAGAACAAAGUACAAAACUGCGAUGAAGUGAAGAAAGAGAACUCCAAGUCCGAGGACUCGGCAACCGAAAUGGAUGAAUUGUGCUCCGUGGCUAAGGCAAGGGCACGCCCCGGCGGACGCCUCAGAGACGUCAAACUGUUUUGCAAAAUGAAGAAGAAGUACUUGUACCUUAAGCGGAUGAAUUACCUGUCGUACACGUACCAGAGAAUGAAGCGGAAAAACAGAAAGCACGGGGAGGGCCCGUCCAACACCACAUGGAAAGGCAUAAAUCGCUUGGCGAACUGUGGGUACAAAACCUACGCUAAGGUGAAGGCUCACCUGAGAAGUGCCUUCCCCAAUGUGAAUGUUAAGCACUGUCUGUAUGUGCUUGCAAUGUACCUGCUAAUAAACGUGGCGAUGUUUGUUUUGUCUCUGCUCCUCUAUUUUUUUUUAUAUUUUUAUUUAAUCCCCCAGAAUAAGUAUGUGUACCCGGUCGAGUUGUCUCUUUCUAAAAGUCCCAUAGAUGAGUACUUGCGUAGGGAGCGCUGUGAGCACGCGGGGGGGUGCAAUAGCGUGGAUCAUAACGAGGACAGCACCGUGGAAAGAGCCACGUUUAACCAGAAAAACACCAUGGGUGAGCCGCACGAAACGUACCUGCAGCAUUUAAAGUCGCUCCAAAGCGAAAUUUUAAGCAGCAUAAAGAGGAAGGACACAUGCUGUUGCCAGAACAGAUGGAAAAACACAACUAUGGACAAGUAUCCAUUUUUUGGCAAAGGAGAAAAUAAUCCAAAAAGAGGGGAAAAAAUGCACCACUUUGAUAACGAAAUGGAGUAUGCAUAUUUGCAAAAUAAUAUAUUAACAGGUCAGGUGAAUUUUCAAAAAUGGGGAGGCAAAAAUAAUUGGCACAACGAUCAUAAUAUUUUUCAUUUUUUCAUUCCUUUUUUAAAGAAGAAAGAAAUUAGCAAAUUGAAAAUAAAAGAAGGAUACAAAGUCGACAUUCUUUUGAACCUGUCCUACAUGAACAAUGACUACAACGACAAAUUAAAUUUUAUCCAAUUGCAGACGGAGGUACUUGACACGAAUGGGGAUAUCCUUUUUCGAAACGAAAAGCUACACAUAAACAAUAGAAAUUAUGAUUUCAUAAACAAACUGCAUUUAUUUUUUAACACCCCUUUUUAUUUCUUCAAUGUUCUUAAUCGGAGAAAAAUGGAAAUCUGCCUAGUUGAUGGAUACCAAUAUGGUCCCCAUUUUGGGAAAAUCAACAUUUAUCUGUAUCCCCCCAUGCAGAUUUAUGAAGCCUAUAUAGUCGUGCUUGUGUACGUCAAUUUUGUAUACUACUACAUGUAUAAUUAUCCCUUUCUCUUUUUUUACGUGUUUGUUUUUGUGUUGAGUGCCUUACUCAUUUUCGUUAACACGAUCCUCUUUGUGUUGGGAGUCCUGUGCUACUACUUGUUCGGCUGA
Messenger RNA from Plasmodium knowlesi strain H, 1560 nucleotides. RefSeq names its product seipin domain-containing protein, putative. Lineage: Eukaryota; Apicomplexa; Aconoidasida; Haemosporida; Plasmodiidae. The transcript has a single exon. Bases 1 to 1560 code for a protein of 519 amino acids. Gene Ontology annotation, biological process: lipid storage. The record is from RefSeq and is a predicted model, not a curated record.